AUGGCAUUUUACAAGAUCGCCCUAAAAAGAUCACUCAUCGGCGUACCACACACAACGAAGAGCAUUGUGAAAAGCUUGGGUUUAGGUAAGAGAGGGUCUAUAGUCUAUAAAAGAGUGAACCCAGCCAUAGCUGGUUCCCUAGCUAAAGUGAAAGAGUUAGUUACAGUAAAAGUCACAAAGCAUGAACUAACACCAUCUCAGCAACGUGUACUGAGAAUGUCUAACCCUGGGUUCGUAGUAGAGAAGAGAAGCACAGUUUAA
Molecule: messenger RNA, 261 nt
Organism: Saccharomyces mikatae IFO 1815
Lineage: Eukaryota; Fungi; Ascomycota; Saccharomycetes; Saccharomycetales; Saccharomycetaceae
Gene: MRPL33
Product: mitochondrial 54S ribosomal protein uL30m
Exons: 1
Coding region: 1-261 (86 amino acids)
Biological process (GO): translation
Cellular component (GO): mitochondrion; large ribosomal subunit
Molecular function (GO): structural constituent of ribosome
Source: RefSeq, a predicted model, not a curated record